UCACACAACCAGAAUAAUAACAAUAACAAUACGCACACUAUUUAAACUUACGUUUAUCAAUUUAUGCGUCGCUCCGAAACUAAACAUUCCGUUUUAUUUGGAAAAGAGCACAGCCCGAAGACGCACACAACGAUAAACCAGUAGUGGAGGCUUGAUGAGUGACAGGUGUGAUAGAAGGUGUUAUCCAAGGUGAUGCAGAGCCCUCCUUCCAGUCUCAGCGAUGGAAAACUCCCUGUAUUUGUCUUCCCUUCCUCCUUAAUCUUCUACUCCGACGACCAGUCCACACAUAAACAGGUGCUCACUUUGUACAACCCCUAUGAAAUGGCACUGAAAUUUAAGGUCCAGUGCACUGCUCCUAAGAAAUACUCUGUCAUAGAUCCAGAGGGAGUAGUCAAACCAAGGUGCUGUGUGGAUGUUGUGAUACGCCAUGUAGAUAUCUGUAUAAAACAUGAAGGUGUUCUUGACAAGUUCAGGAUUCAGGUGUAUGAACAGGGAUCUAGGAAAAUGGCAGGGAAGAAGGAGGUCACAUCAGUCCUCUAUCCCACACGGGACAGCCAGGUCAAGUCUGAGGACACAUUUGAAAGCCUUCCUACUGUCCCGGGUGGGAAAAUGGGAGAGCAACUCAGUAUUCCUAUAAGACCAGGUCAAUCUCAGUCCACUAGUCCAAGCCUGGUCAUCAUCAUGGCGGCCAUUGCGUGUAUCGCUGCACUCAUGCUUCCAACUGUAGGUGACAAGAAUAUCAAAGUGCCAGAAUACUUAGUGCUCUCAGUGAACCAGAAACUUAUAGCUGCUUAUGUCUUAGGUUUAGUCACAAUGGUUUUGUUGAGAACAUGACAAAAGAUUCCUGAUGCUGACUGGGACGUAGAUGCUCAAGAAUUCUGCCUAUGUGUUUUGAUGUGAUAGUAGAUGUUCGUGAAGGGGCUAGAUAUAUAAUCUAGAACUGUGACUUUGUGCAGUAGGAUUAAACCACAUUCAGUACAGCGGACUAACAGAUCCCUGGAUAAAAUAUUGCGACCACUUAAAAGCUUUCAGCUUAAUUCCUGAUCAGACACUGAAUAGAUUCCCUGUGGGGAUUACACAACAAGCAUGCAAGUGAGUCAGCCAUAUUUGGUCCACGGAUCUGCUAGUCGGCUGUUCUGAAGGUGGCCUUAGGGACCUGUGUCACAAUAGAAAUUUAGAUGGAAAGUAGAAAUAUUGAAAUAUUGCAAAAAAAAAAAGAAAUAUUGCAGCCGUUUUAUGCCAAGAAAGAAAUGGUUGCUAAUGUAGACAAACAUUUACUCCUUUAAUAAUGGACUGCUGCACAUUAACUCUAAAAUGACCAACUUUUGCCCCAAACCUCUUAAAAUAAAAUAGACCAAAAUUUAGUUGUUAAGGUUCAGAUUAACUUUUGGCCUAAAGCUCUUUUGUGAAUAUGGAUUCAGGCUUAACCUAAGGAGGGGUUUAACCAUGUAUGUAUAGAGUUUUAAGAAGGUUCUGUGAUUGGCUUCUAAGUUUAAGAAAUCUCAAAUCUUAACCGAUCAGCUCUCAGGAGACAGUUUCUUUGAGAACCUCAUUGAGUUUCGCAUGUUAACAAAGACUCAUUAAAUUAAUGCUGGUAAUAGAAGUGAGUUUUCAGUCAUCUAAGAAAUUCAGGGUGAUAAGGUCUGGGCUCUUUUUUGUUAUGCAUUGAAUAGAAAUAACUUUGUAAAGGCGAUAAGAUGAAGUGAUUGACCAAAUUUAAGGAAAAGGAAAAUGUGGUUUGUUAAGGAAAAAUGGUGUUUGGGUUUUAAUGCAUUGUUCAGUGAUCUGAUGUAGUGAAAAAAAAAUGUCCAUAAUGACUUUUAUUGUUUUGCAUCUCUCCCGAUGAGUCUUAUCACAACUACAACAAAACACUGUCUUAGUGUGUAAGAAAAUAUGUUGAAAAUAUGUUGUUACAUGCCUCUUAUCUAUAGUUUUUCAGAAAGACUUCAUGGCAGUUUGAAUAUGUCCUAACAAUCAUUAUGAUAUUCAAGAACACAAACAAUCCUAACAGCUAUGUAGAUUUGAAGGAGAAGAGUUUUCGAGAAUAAUUGGUAAACUAAAAUGUUGUUUGUUUUAAAUUUAGUAGAAAUGGCAUAUAUUUAUGAUAAUUGUUGCCUUGACUGAGGACUUCUUUUAGAGUUCAGUGAUCUUCUUGUUUUUAUUUACGUUUAUAUGCAAAGAGUGACAUAUUUGAUGUUAUUUAUUUUAUUAGAAUAAAUGAAAGUUCU
This is a messenger RNA of Lingula anatina, 2228 nucleotides long. RefSeq names its product motile sperm domain-containing protein 1. The record is from RefSeq and is a predicted model, not a curated record. Gene Ontology annotation, cellular component: cytoplasm. Lineage: Eukaryota; Metazoa; Brachiopoda; Lingulata; Lingulida; Lingulidae.